GCAGGAAUGCAGAUAGACAACCAUGAGUGAACCACAUAACCCACAGGAAUAUCCAUACAAUGGGAAGCAGAAGAAACAGAAGAAUAAAUGGAAAAAUAAUGGCAGCCCUCAGGUCGUCCCAGUGGAUGAUGAUAACGGAAGAAAUAAAAGAGACCCUCAGAAGAAGAAAAAGAGCGAUAAAGGUGACGAUAAACAAUCAAACCGCUUUGCAGAAAGCAAAAACUUCAUACAAACCAUUGCAGAUGUCUCGCUUAUGAUGGCAAACAUUUCACAAUUAAGAGCAGUUUUGGAAAGAGAAAACAUCAAUUAA
Messenger RNA from Mytilus trossulus (common blue mussel), 310 nucleotides. RefSeq lists its product as uncharacterized. NCBI's taxonomy places the organism in Eukaryota, Metazoa, Mollusca, Bivalvia, Mytilida, Mytilidae. The record is from RefSeq and is a predicted model, not a curated record. Bases 23 to 310 code for a protein of 95 amino acids. Gene Ontology annotation, cellular component: membrane. The transcript is spliced from 5 exons. Gene Ontology annotation, biological process: tissue regeneration; cell adhesion.